GGUUUCUGUUGAAUUCUUGUCUUUUGUUUUUGGUAAUGGUUAUAUGUUUUGAUGAUGGGUUGGUGUCAGAAUUUGUUGCCACUUUGAUCCGAUGCAUCUGUGGUUGUUAAGUAUGGUUUGCCAAAUUUGGUGCUCUUAUGGUUUGACUGUUACAGUUAAAUGAUGAUUUGCUGCUUGUAUUUAUUGUCUGAAUUUUAUAUUUAUGGAGUUGCAUCGAGAACAAUUUUGGAGAUCUGGUCUCAGUUCUUAAAAUUUCAAACAUUUUUCCUGCUUGCUUGCUUUAAAAAAAAUAAAAAAAAUUGUUAUCAGUUUCUACUGGUUCAUAAGCUUCAAAUGUAGGACAUAUACAGAUGCUAGUUAGUGAAUUUUGAGUGAGAGUUUUUAAUUGUCUGGCAAAAAAACUAAAAAAGGUGAAAACUUUGACUGCAAACUGCAAAGAAUCUAUGGUGCAAUAGUAAAUAGAAUGUUAAGCUUCAAUUUGGAAAAUUUAUUGAAAACGCUAUAUUUAUAACCAAUUUUCUUUGGCACGGUACUAGUGUGGAUUACUCAGUAUCAAUAGAAUAUCCGAAAAUGGUGUUUUCUGCUGUAGAACCUGGCAUUCAUGAGUGAUAUUAGUAAUUUCUUGAAGUGUUUGCUAGUAAACUGCAAUGUAGAAACUUAUAGGUUCCUCCAGCUAUUAUUUUCAAGAAUUUUCCUCCAGCUGUUAUUUUCAAGAAUCCAUGCCCUUAGGUUACUGGAUAAUGUUACACAACUUUACCAACAUGUCCUCAAGACAAAUCAAAAUCUCGAAGUGGUUCAGAUCCUAAGAAGGAACCAUCUAUUCCAAAAGAUGGACCAACAGCACAUAUUGCUGCACAAACAUUUACAUUUCGGGAACUUGCAGUAGCAACAAAGAACUUUAGGCCAGAAAGUUUACUGGGUGAAGGAGGUUUUGGACAUGUUUAUAAAGGUCGGUUGGAGAGCACUGGACAGGUAGUUGCUGUGAAACAGCUUGACAGAAAUGGUCUUCAAGGAAAUCGAGAGUUUUUAGUGGAGGUUCUCAUGCUUAGCCUCUUACACCACCCAAACCUUGUCAACUUGAUCGGUUAUUGUGCUGAUGGAGACCAACGCCUCCUUGUUUAUGAGUUUAUGCCAUUGGGGUCCUUGGAGGAUCAUUUACAUGAUCUUCCACCGGACAAGGAGCCCCUGGACUGGAAUACAAGGAUGAAGAUUGCAGCAGGUGCAGCUAAGGGGUUGGAAUAUUUGCAUGAUAAAGCAAAUCCUCCUGUCAUAUACAGAGACUUGAAAUCAUCCAACAUCCUUCUUGAUGAGGGAUUUCACCCUAAGCUAUCGGAUUUUGGACUUGCGAAACUAGGUCCUGUUGGUGAUAAGACUCAUGUGUCCACACGUGUCAUGGGGACAUAUGGGUAUUGUGCUCCAGAAUAUGCUAUGACAGGUCAACUCACUCUAAAGUCUGAUGUCUAUAGUUUUGGAGUUGUCUUUCUUGAACUUAUAACAGGGCGCAAGGCAAUUGAUAAUACACGAGCUCCUGGAGAGCAUAAUCUUGUUGCUUGGGCACGACCACUUUUCAAGGAUCGUAGAAAAUUUCCCAAAAUGGCUGAUCCACUACUGAAAGGUCGUUAUCCGAUGCGAGGACUCUACCAAGCUCUUGCAGUUGCAGCCAUGUGUUUGCAGGAACAAGCUGCUACUAGGCCUCUAAUAGGGGAUGUUGUCACUGCUCUCACAUAUUUAGCCUCCCAAACAUAUGACCCAAUUGCAGCUGCUGCAGCAAAUAACAGAGUUGGUCCAUCUACUCCUAGGAGCAGGGAUGAAAGGAGGGGCAUGGCAGAUGGGUUGGAUAGCCCAGAUGAGCGUGGGCGGCUUGGUUCCCCUUCUACUCAUAAAAAUUCACCUGAUUUCAGAAAGAGAGAUGCAAGGGAAUCGAGUACUGGCACAGCAUUAGCCAGGAUUGAAACUGGUGGUGGUUCUGGGAGAAAAUUGGGUUUGGAUGAGUUAGAGCGACAUGAAUCUCAGAGAGAUAGCCCCGUAGGUACUGGGAGAGCAAGGGAAACACCAAGGAAUCGUGAUUUAGAUAGAGAACGUGCUGUGGCAGAGGCAAAAGUAUGGGGUGAGAAUUGGAGAGAGAAGAAGCGGGCAAACGCGAUGGGUAGCUUCGAUGGUACAUAUGAGUAAAUACAUUAAAGCUCCAAGUCAUUUUACAUGAGUCUUCUAGGGAGGAAAUGUUGCAUUGGGAGUAAUCAUAAAGAAAGAGAAUGUGCAAGAUGAAUCAUCCUUUAAUUUCUUGGAGUCCAUGUACACCCAGGAAAUAAAGGGGGUCUUGUAUCCAACCUUGACUGUUGCUUGUCUUAUAUCAUUCUUGUUGUUGAGUACAGAAACUGAACAAUGCGUAAUUAUGUGGUAAUGGAAGGAAUCACAGUUAGAUGGAACAGGGGAGAGGGUUGCUGUUGUGAUAUGGGGCAUUUAGAUGUAAUCCCUCAGCAUAAUGUUGUCUGCAACACAUGUUCAUCUAUGUAUCUAGGAAUUUCAGGAGUCUGUUACAGAGAGCCAUGAAGUCUAAUUUUUGCCCCCAUAUAAUAUUGUCUGUACGUGGGGAAACUUAGUGGGUUUGGUGUGGGUGUCAGUUACAUCUUGUACUUUCAUAGGUAUAUGGAUUUGAGUUAUGUUUUCGGCUUAUACAGAAAGGUUUGAUCA
Quercus robur (English oak) is the source of this 2691-nucleotide messenger RNA. RefSeq names its product serine/threonine-protein kinase PBL27. NCBI's taxonomy places the organism in Eukaryota, Viridiplantae, Streptophyta, Magnoliopsida, Fagales, Fagaceae. Bases 1042 to 2172 code for a protein of 376 amino acids. The record is from RefSeq and is a predicted model, not a curated record. Gene Ontology annotation, molecular function: protein kinase activity; ATP binding. The transcript has 5 exons. Gene Ontology annotation, biological process: protein phosphorylation.